Cucumis melo (muskmelon) is the source of this 3941-nucleotide messenger RNA. RefSeq lists its product as uncharacterized. The transcript is spliced from 25 exons. NCBI's taxonomy places the organism in Eukaryota, Viridiplantae, Streptophyta, Magnoliopsida, Cucurbitales, Cucurbitaceae. Gene Ontology annotation, biological process: retrograde transport, endosome to Golgi; endocytic recycling. The record is from RefSeq and is a predicted model, not a curated record. The coding region runs from base 313 to 3594 and encodes 1093 amino acids. Gene Ontology annotation, molecular function: SNARE binding. Gene Ontology annotation, cellular component: EARP complex.
UUUUCUUGUAUAUUAUUAAGCUUCGGUAUUAUUAUUACAAAAAUGGUUGCCUAAGGCCGUCGGUCGCCGACUGUCCCCGCUGAAAUCAGUCAAGAUUCGAGAGUUUCCUAAAGUCUACGAAACAGCAAAUAAAACAACAAAAACUAACGGACGCAUCAUCUUCCUCCUUUCCCACUUCUGAAUUUCUUUUUGGGUCGAAACGGAUUGAUUCAAGUCCUGAUCUCCGUAGAUUCAACAGAUCGAAUUUCCGGGGAGUGUCAUCGCAUCAAAUGUGCGGCACAGGGCAGGUUGAACUUGUUAACCUGAUGUGAAAUGCAGCCGAACCUGUUUCCAUUUGGCAGUGCUCUCGGAAACCCUUUGGCGUUCGAUGGUGAUUUGAGCGAAGGAUUCGAGACUUCCAGGUUUCUCUUCUUUGUUCCCUUUUUAUUGCUGCAAGGAGGUGGAAUGGACUUGUCCAAGGUUGGGGAGAAGAUUUUGAGCUCCGUCAGGUCAGCUAGAUCGCUUGGACUUCUUCCUACCACUUCUGAUCGGCCGGAGGUUCCGGCACGUGCUGUGGCUGCAGCAGCUGUCGCGCGUGCGCUUGCAGGUUUGCCUCCUCACCAGAGAUUUAGUCUCUCAUCUAGCUCGGAAGAACUGAGCUCAAUAUAUGGCAGUAGAAAUCAUGGCCAAGAAGUAGAGGAACUAGAGGAAGUUUUCUAUGAAGAGGAAUUUGACCCGGUUAGGCAUGUAUUAGAGCAUGUUCCAUCAGAAGAAAAUGAUCUCGAAUAUUUGGAGAAACAGGCUACUAAGAGAUUAGUUCAACUUGAUAAAGUGGCUGAACGUUUAUCUCGCCAUGUAAUGGAGCAUCAUGAAGUGAUGGUGAAGGGGAUGCAUUUGGUCAGGGAGUUGGAAAAGGACUUGAAAAUUGCGAAUGUCAUCUGCAGGAAUGGGAAGAGACACCUAAAUUCGUCCAUGCUUGAAGUGUCCAGAGAUCUUAUUGUCAACUCUAACUCCAAGAAGAAACAAGCACUUCUGGAUUUGCUUCCAGUUUUGAGUGAGCUUCGUCAUGCUGUGGACAUGCAAUCGAUGCUUGAGAUCCUUGUUGAAGAGGGAAAUUAUUAUAAGGCUUUUCAGGUCUUAUCUGAGUAUUUGCAGCUAUUAGAUAGUUUUUCAGAGCUUUCAGUAAUUCAAGAGAUGAGUCGUGGCGUUGAGAUUUGGCUUGGAAGAACCCUGCAAAAGUUGGAUUCGCUUUUGAUAGAAGUCUGCCAAGAGUUCAAGAAGGAGGCCUAUUUAACCGUGGUUGACGCCUAUGCACUAAUAGGGGAUGUCUCCGGUCUUGCUGAAAAGAUACAAAGCUUUUUUAUGCAGGAAGUUAUAUCAGAAACCCAUUCUGCCUUGAAAGACAUUGUGCAAGAGGAUCAGGAUGUGCAUGUACAGAAUAGUAGGCUUACAUACAGUGAUCUAUGCUUUCGGAUACCUGAAUCGAAGUUUAGGCUGUGUUUAUUGAAAACGCUAGCUGUCUUAUUUACUUCGAUGUGCUCAUACUAUCAAAUCUUAAGCUUCCAACUGGAUACCAAGGAUUCAAUUGAACGAACUCCUAGCAUGAAGCAUCAAGAAGAUAAUUAUGACAUUAAGUUAGGAGAUUCUGAGGAAUCAACAAUCGAUGUCUCUUCGAUGGGGAGUACUGGAAUUACACAUUCUAUUUACAUGGACGAGGGUGAUUCCAUUAGGGAGUCCCGGACAGAUAGCAGUGCGGCAUCAACCAGUGGUUCUCCCUGGUAUCAUCUGAGAAAAGAUGCUAUAGAUUUUGUUUCCCAAACCCUACAAAGAGGCCGCAAGAACCUUUGGCAACUAACUACUAGUCGUGUGUCAGUACUUCUUUCUUCUGCUGCUGUUUGCUCGACGAGCAUUCAUCAAUUCUUGAAAAACUACGAAGAUCUCAAUGUCUUCAUAUUGGCUGGAGAAGCCUUCUGUGGAGUUGAAGCAGUUGAAUUUAGGCAAAAGUUGAAGAUUGUAUGUGAAAACUAUUAUGUUGCUUUCCAUAAGCAGAGUAUGCACGCUCUAAAGAUGGUUAUGGAAAAAGAGAAUUGGCUUACACUGCCGCCAGAUACAGUUCAAGUUGUUAGUUUUGCUGGACUUGUUGGUGAUGGGGCACCUUUGUUUGUUACAUCUGAGGGUAACUCGUCUAAUGGCAAGGUCCCACGUUCAGAUAAGUCAACAAGCUCAAUCAGUACAGGCAUGGAUAGAAGUGGUUUUUUGCAGUGGCUCAAUAGUGGAAAUCCAUUUUUACUUAAACUAAUACAUACUUAUAAGGAAGGCACACCAAAUGGUACCCAUUAUGGAGAAGUGGAUGGAAGUGUGGGUGGAAGUUCUCAUAGAAGUAAUGCCUCUCCAACUAAGUUUACAGACAAUCUUGCAAAUGGUGCUAAUACUGUUUCUGAAGAUGAAGAUGAAGAUCUUUUAGCUGACUUUAUUGAUGAAGAUAGUCAACUUCCAAGCAGAAUUUCAAAACCCAAACUUUCACGGAACCAUUGUUCUAACCACACUUAUGAUGAUAUUACAGCACAAACAGGAUCAUCCCUAUGCCUUUUAAGGUCCAUGGACAAAUAUGCAAGGCUCAUGCAGAAACUAGAAAUAGUGAAUGUUGAGUUUUUCAAGGGAAUGUGCCAGUUGUUUGAAGUGUUCUUCUAUUUUGUAUAUGAGACUUUUGGCCAGCUUAGCACCAGUUCUGGUGGAAAAGGCUUUCCAGACUCCCUCAAUUAUAAGUUGAAGACAGCUUUGUCACGAGCUGCACAGGAUUGUGAGCAGUGGAUAAGACCCCAUUCAUCUUCCCCAUCAGCUUCAAGUUCGACAUUUUCUUUCAAUGAAGUUACGCCAAGCCCUCCUGGCAGUAGCUUAGGUUACUUGCAUGGAACGUCUUUUGGUCUCAAGGAAAGAAGUGCAGGUGCUGACUCAUUAUCACUUGUGGCAAGAAUAAUGCAUAGGUCUAAAGCACAUAUUCAGUCCAUGCUUCUGCAAACUAAUGUGGCUGUAAUUGAAGACUUCUACGUAUAUCUGUUGGAUGCCGUCCCAUACCUCAUCGAGCAUAUUCAUAAGAAUACUGCAAGGCUGCUUCUUCAUGUCAGUGGUUAUGUUGAUCGGAUAGCCAAUGCAAAAUGGGAAGUAAAAGAGCUUGGACUAGAGCAUAAUGGGUAUGUUGACUUGCUAUUGGGAGAAUUCAAGCAUUAUAAAACAAGGCUGGCUCAUAGUGGAGUUCGUAAGGAGGUACAAGACCUUCUCUUGGAGUAUGGACUGGAUAUUGUUGCAGAAACUCUUAUAGAAGGUAUAUCACGAAUAAAGAGAUGUUCAGAUGAAGGACGUGCCCUCAUGUCAUUGGAUCUUCAGGUGUUAAUCAAUGGCUUGCAACAUUUCGUUUCAGCGAACGUGAAGCCUAAGUUGCAAAUGGUCGAGACCUUCAUUAAGGCGUACUACCUCCCAGAAACUGAAUAUGUACACUGGGCACGAUCUCACCCGGAAUACAGUAAGAGCCAAAUUAUUGGUUUGGUUAACAUGGUUGCAUCGAUGAAAGGGUGGAAGAGGAAAACUCGGUUGGAAAUAUUGGAGAAGAUCGAGUGAGCCAAUCAUAAUUUUGAAUAAGUACGUACGAACAAAGCAUUUGAAUCACCCCACUUUUUUUUUGUCUUUCUACCUCCCAUUGGUGUUCAUUAUAGGAAGAAAUAAUGUAUGUUAAAAAUAUUGUAAACCAUCUUAGUUCUUCAGUUUGUAUAGUUAUUAUUAAUAUCUUAUUUGAAGACCAUAAUUCUACAAUCAAAGAUUAAAAAUGUAAAUUCUGCAGACGAGUUGUUUAUGGUAGUAAAACGAGCAUAUAAAGCUAGUUUUAUUAAAAAUUUCUCAUGUAAUCUUCAAAUACUAUUUUGGUGAAGUACAAUAUUUUAUUUAUCCCUUCUUGCUUGUACACGUAA